Messenger RNA from Mus musculus (house mouse), 4825 nucleotides. It is a transcript of the gene Ddx3y, whose product is annotated as DEAD box helicase 3, Y-linked. The coding region runs from base 319 to 2253 and encodes 644 amino acids. Gene Ontology annotation, molecular function: ATP hydrolysis activity; RNA helicase activity; nucleic acid binding. The transcript has 18 exons. Gene Ontology annotation, cellular component: cytoplasm; nucleus; cytosol. The record is from RefSeq and is a predicted model, not a curated record. NCBI's taxonomy places the organism in Eukaryota, Metazoa, Chordata, Mammalia, Rodentia, Muridae.
CGUUUGGGCGUAUCCAAAACUGUGUACGUAAGCUCUUGCGUUCACCGUGAGGAAACAGGUCUACGGUGGCUGUUCCGUGAGAAGUUCUCAAUUUUUUUCAGCAAUGAGUCAAGUGGCAGCGGAAAGUACGGCCGGCCUGGACCAGCAAUGUCCUGGAAAACUAGAAGAUAUGUUUGGAUCACCUGAGACUGGAGUUAAAAUUGACUGUGAGCAGCCAAAUGGGCUAUAGGAUUUGAACCCUGAAGCCUCUGGAAGAGGAGCCAGUGCCCUUAAUUAAUGAGCAAUCUGUCCAGCUCCCUAAAAGGUUGCAUUUAGUAAAUGUUUGUUGGUCUUGACCUGAAAUCAUCAGAUAAUCAGAAUGGAGGAGGAAAUACAGAGAGCAAAGGGCGCUAUAUACCUCCUCACUUAAGGAACAGAGAAACAUCUAAAGGGGUCUGUGAUAAGGACAGUUCAGGAUGGAGCUGUAGUAAAGAUAAAGAUGCCUACAGCAGUUUUGGAUCUCGUGAUUCCAGAGGGAAGCCCAAUUAUUUCAGUGAUCGUGGAAGUGGAUCCAGGGGAAGGUUCGAUGAUCAUGGUCGAAAUGACUAUGAUGGUAUUGGUGGUCGUGACCGAACUGGAUUUGGCAAAUUUGAACGGAGUGGUCAUAGUCGUUGGAGUGACAGAUCAGAUGAAGAUGACUGGUCAAAACCACUUCCACCAAGUGAACGCUUAGAGCAAGAACUUUUUUCUGGAGGAAACACAGGGAUUAACUUUGAGAAAUAUGAUGAUAUACCAGUAGAAGCAACUGGAAAUAAUUGUCCUCCUCACAUUGAAAAUUUCAGUGAUAUUGAGAUGGGAGAAAUUAUCAUGGGGAACAUUGAACUUACUCGUUACACUCGUCCUACUCCAGUGCAAAAACAUGCUAUUCCAAUUAUUAAAGAAAAAAGGGACUUAAUGGCUUGUGCUCAAACAGGGUCUGGAAAAACUGCUGCAUUUCUACUACCCAUUCUCAGUCAGAUUUAUACAGAUGGUCCAGGAGAGGCUUUGAAGGCUAUGAAGGAAAAUGGAAGAUAUGGUCGCCGUAAACAAUACCCAAUCUCCUUGGUGUUAGCCCCAACAAGAGAAUUGGCUGUGCAGAUCUAUGAGGAAGCCAGAAAAUUUUCAUACCGAUCUAGAGUCCGUCCUUGUGUAGUGUAUGGUGGUGCUGAUACUGUUCAGCAGAUUCGGGACUUAGAACGUGGAUGCCACUUGUUAGUUGCCACACCAGGACGUCUAGUGGACAUGAUGGAAAGAGGAAAGAUUGGAUUAGAUUUCUGCAAAUACUUAGUAUUGGAUGAAGCUGAUAGGAUGCUGGAUAUGGGAUUUGAACCUCAAAUACGUCGUAUAGUUGAGCAGGACACAAUGCCACCAAAGGGGGUUCGUCACACUAUGAUGUUUAGUGCUACUUUUCCUAAGGAGAUACAGAUGCUUGCUCGUGACUUUUUAGAUGAAUAUAUCUUUCUGGCUGUAGGCAGAGUAGGAUCUACUUCUGAGAACAUCACACAGAAAGUAGUAUGGGUUGAAGAACUAGACAAACGGUCAUUUUUACUUGAUCUCUUAAAUGCAACAGGGAAGGAUUCAUUGACUUUAGUAUUUGUGGAGACUAAAAAGGGUGCAGAUUCGCUGGAGAACUUCUUAUUUCAAGAAAGAUAUGCGUGUACUAGUAUUCAUGGAGACAGAUCACAGAAAGAUCGAGAGGAGGCCCUUCACCAGUUUCGCUCAGGGCGAAAGCCAAUUUUAGUGGCUACAGCUGUGGCAGCAAGAGGUCUAGACAUUUCAAAUGUGAAACAUGUUAUCAAUUUUGAUUUGCCAAGCGAUAUUGAAGAAUAUGUGCAUCGAAUUGGCCGCACAGGACGUGUAGGAAACCUUGGACUUGCCACCUCUUUUUUCAAUGAGAGGAAUUUGAACAUCACAAAAGAUUUGUUAGAUCUCCUUGUUGAGGCUAAACAAGAAGUGCCUUCUUGGUUGGAAAGUAUGGCUUAUGAACACCACUACAAGGGAAGUAGCCGUGGACGUUCUAAAAGCAGAUUCAGUGGAGGAUUUGGAGCCAGAGACUAUCGACAGAGCAGUGGUUCUGCAAAUGCUGGAUUUAAUAGUAACCGUGCCAAUAGCAGCCGAAGUAGUGGUAGUAGCCACAACAGAGGAUUUGGUGGAGGUGGCUAUGGAGGUUUCUACAAUAAUGAUGGUUAUGGAGGAAAUUAUAACUCCCAGGCAGUUGACUGGUGGGGCAAUUGAAUUUGUAUCAUUAUUUCAUACAGCUAAUAUGGAAACCACAUGUAACUUAGCCAGACUGUAUUGUGUAGCUUCAAGAACUUGCAGUACAUUACCAGCUGUGAUUCUUCUAAAAGUUCAUGAGAGCUCAAAGUCACAAGAAAUUAAGCAACAACCUGUAGCCCUAUUCAAAGUUGAUGAGAAAAAUUUUUGUAACUGGAUUAAUUCACUUCCUGCUUGGUUGUACCCUAAACAGCAUUUAUAAUUUGUGAGUGAGGAUCAUUUGUUAAUGUACUAUGACUUUUAACUUUAAACAACUUAUUUAAUGUCCUGUUGUCUCAAUAAUGCUCAAGAUAUAAAUUGUUUUAAUAAGUUAAUUGAAUUUUGGCUACAAGCAAACCUUGGCACACAAGUGUAAUACACCUUAAUAGGAAUCAAUUCAUUGCUAAGUAUGAUGGUGAAUGAACUUAUCCUGGAUAAUAAAUUUUUGGUAUAUGCAGAGUUGUUGGUAAAACUUCUUUUUUAAGUUUGUAAUGUGGCAGACAUACAAAACUAAAGUUCUGAACUGCUCACUAUAUCCUGCAUUGACACUUAGAACCUUAAAGUAUUAAAUAUAUGAUUAUAUAUGGUUAUAUCCUUUAUUUUCAAAAGCACUAAUGCAGAUAACUACAGUGAUUCCUCAUUUACUGUUUUAAGUAAUUUAUAUUGGCAUACUCCUACAUGAAAGUUUAAAAUUUUGGUGAAGAAUUUGGGAUAUAAAGUUUAGGUAUAUUUAAUGCCUGCCAUGCAUAAAAAAUGGUAAAUUACUAGGUGACUAUGGCAAUGACCAGACCUUAUUAAAGCUUUGUUAAUUCUGGUCUUUAAUGCAUGCUAGUGUUGGUGUUUUUUGGUCAAGAGAGUAUGAACAGAUUAUGCAGCAGCAGGCUUUACUUUUACACAGUCAGGUUUUUCUGUAACAACUAUGUUGAAAUGUAAAAAUAAAAUAAAAUAAAAUAAAAAAGGCUUACAUACAUACUAUGUAAAUAUAAGAAUAAAAAAUUGAAAUUGCUGAGAUCUCACAGGUUGGAUUUAUGUACUAAUUAUACAUGAUGGUCAGUACAGUGCAGUUUUCAUCUAUUUUCGUUGCAUAGGUUUCCAUUGUAUUAUAGUCAUAUUUUAAUUGGCCAAAAAUGAUUGUCCCUCACAAAAAAUGCCUUUUCCUUUGAGAAUUUCCUGGAAAGAAUACAAUAAAUUUAAAAACGUAAGUCCUUAAAAAUACUAUAAGUUGAUAAAUUUUUCUAAAAGUGCAAUAGAUUUUCAAGUGUAUUGUGCCUUGUAUUAAAAUUUUAAAGUAGGUGUACUUGACAGUAUUAUCAAGGUCAUUUGUUACGGUGCUAUUUCAAUUAUAGAAGUUUAGACUGUACAUUGCCCAUAACUUUUUACAAAGUACUUAUUUUAUUGCACAUGAAGAGAAUUUUAUAUGUGUAUCUUAUGUACAAGUCCUUGAAGUUCCAAUUGGAUAUUGUUGAUUACAGUGUGUCAAGAACUUGGUUCAGAAAAUUUUCCAUGGACCAUAGAAUGAUAGUUAAGAAAAACUAUUUGCAGCCUGAAGUGGUGGCACACGCCUUUAAUUGCAGCACUCAGGAGGCAGAGGCAGGUGGAUUUCUGAAUUUGUGGCCAGCCUGUUCUGCAUAGUGAGUUCCAGGACAGCUAGGGCUCUACAGAGAAACCUUGUCUCAAAAAACCAAAAAAAAGAAAAAAAAGAAAAAGAAAAAAAAGAAAGAAAAACUAUUUGCACAUAACAGACUUUUUGCUGCUAGGUUGUGUAAUAUUUAUUGAACAUUUUGACAAAUAUUUAUUUUUGUAAGCCUAAAAAUGAUUCUUUGAAAGCUUAAAGAAACUUGACCAAAAGACAGUAUUAAAAAAAACACUGGUAUUUGAUUGUCACUGUAUGUGAAAUAGUAUAUUUUGGGUAAUGUGAGCUUUUUAAUGUUAAGUUCUACUAAACUUGAGUCAAAUUGAUCUAACCCAGUAUUAGUGAUGUAGCUACACUAUUUUUCUUUUUUUCUUUUGACAAAAUGAAAGGCAAUUGGAAUAAUGAAAAUUUAAAACAUGCCAAGGUUUUGAUGUAUUUAAGAUAUUAGUGAAAACUAAAAAUUUUCUCAGUUUGUUUGAAUUUACCUUACUUACAUGAUCUAUUUGUUCAGUAUUGUAACUGUCUGGCAUAUUUAUAAUCUUCAAACAUGUGGUUAUAUCUUUGUAUUGCCAUAAUCAGUGAUGUUUUACAUUCAGUUUAUCAGCCAGCAAUACUUUCAGUAAAUAAUACACUAAAUUUGCUGACUGUAGACAUGGAACUUUAAGUUUCUAUAAAGUUAGUAAUUGCUUUAUUGUAUUAGUAUUAGGUGCUAGCACUGCAUAUGUCUGAUCUAUUCUCAUUUUAUUAAAAUAAAAAGUAUAGCAAAAUGUUUACUGUAACUUGUGACUUAAUGUUCUUGUGAACUUGCAUGCUUGAACUGUUGGAAAUCUCAUUUUUAGUUAAUAAAAGAAGGUAUUUGUAAAGUACACUGUUAUGUAUGUGUUUGCUUUUUAGUUAAUAAAAGAAGGUAUUUGUAAAGUA